Exophiala aquamarina CBS 119918 is the source of this 873-nucleotide messenger RNA. RefSeq lists its product as uncharacterized. The transcript is spliced from 4 exons. The coding region runs from base 1 to 873 and encodes 290 amino acids. Gene Ontology annotation, biological process: transmembrane transport. Lineage: Eukaryota; Fungi; Ascomycota; Eurotiomycetes; Chaetothyriales; Herpotrichiellaceae. Gene Ontology annotation, cellular component: membrane. Gene Ontology annotation, molecular function: transmembrane transporter activity. The record is from RefSeq and is a predicted model, not a curated record.
AUGGAGUAUGAUCCCAAUCAAGCUCCACAGAGAAACAGAGAGACUAACGGAAUCCUAGUCUUCAUCAUUGAAGGCAUCCUGACCAUUAUUGCCGGCCUCGUGGCCCCGUUUUUCUUGGUUGAUUUUCCUGAGAAGGCAAAAUUCCUGACUGAGCGUCAAAAGCAUAUCGCUAUGACCCGACUCCGGGAAGGACGUGCGAGCGAGAGCAUGGAACAUGCGACAGUCAAGCAAGUGCUACGUAUGUUGCUGGACUGGAAGCUGAUCGUGUUUUCUUACCAAUACUUCGUGGCUGCCACUACUGUCUACGCCCUUGCAUAUUUCCAACCCAUCAUCUUGCGACAAGGGAUGGGCUACAGCUACGCCGCUGCACAGCUGUUGUCGAGUCCGCCAUAUGUCUUCGCGACGAUCAUGAGCUUGACCACGGCCUGGAUUUCAGACAAGAUGAAGAUCAGGUGGCCGAUAAUCUGUGCACAGUGUGUCGUAGCUGUGGUCGGUCUCGUGAUUGUCCGCUAUGGAGGAGUGCCUGGAUUUCGAUACUUUGGCCUUUUCCUCGCCGUUUAUGGGUCACAGGCCAACGGGCCGCAGUUCCUUGCAUAUGCACAGAACCAGACGGCGACGAUCAAUAAGAAGGGCGUGGUUGCUGCUGUCAUGAUCAGUGUUGGCGCGGCAGGAGGUGUCACUGGAAGUACCAUCUUUCGAUCGCAAGAUGCUCCGAGUUACGGCCCUGGUAUAUGGACAACGAUAGCACUCCAAAUGAUUGCUGGAGUCGCCACAUUCUUCACUUCAAGGUGGCUUGGUCGUCAAAAUAGGCUGGCUGAAGAAGGCAAGGUGGUUGCUUUGGAAGGCGUGGAGGGCUUCCGAUAUGUCCCAUAG